This is a messenger RNA of Paracoccidioides brasiliensis Pb18, 1158 nucleotides long. Its product is annotated as 3-dehydrosphinganine reductase. Gene Ontology annotation, cellular component: endoplasmic reticulum membrane. The record is from RefSeq and is a predicted model, not a curated record. Bases 1 to 1158 code for a protein of 385 amino acids. Gene Ontology annotation, molecular function: 3-dehydrosphinganine reductase activity. The transcript is spliced from 3 exons. Gene Ontology annotation, biological process: sphingolipid biosynthetic process.
AUGCCAGACCUAUUAUCUUCCAUCGCUGUGGUGGACUUUGGCUUGUCUCCGUCAACUCCCCAACUGAUCACUGCAGUCGCUCUUUUGAUAUUCUCCCUAUACUUACUCAGUAUGUUUGACUACUUCAGAUCUCUCAACCAUUUCGUGGUGCAGGGGAGGAUGGCCGUCAUCACGGGCGGUUCGGAUGGCAUGGGCAAAAGUGUAGCCAUGGAAUUGGCCAAGAAGGGUGCCAGUGUGACUGUCGUGGGACGCGAUGUGGCUAAACUACAGGCUGUCUUUGAUGCCAUGAAUACCAUUGCACCCCAUGUGUGCGGCCAGAAAUUCCAUUGGAUCCAGGCGGACUUGAUCGACCCUAAAGAAUCAGAGCGAGUCAUGGCUGAGGUUACCGAGUUUAAUGGUGGAAUUUGUCCAGACAUCGUUUGGUGCUGCGCGGGGAAGUGUAUACCCGGGUUUUUCGUAAAUACCGAUCCGGAGACCCUUAAGUCGCAGAUGGAUACAAACUAUUGGACCUCAGCAUUUACAGCGCAUGCCAUUUUGAAACUCUGGCUGGCAUCAGGCCCUCCUGGUCAGUCUCCAGAGAAAACUCCUCGGCGCCAUCUGAUCUUCACCAGCUCCACCGCAUCCUUCGUGCCGAUCACCGGGUACGGACCCUAUAGUCCAGCAAAAUCGGCGAUACGCGCGCUUGCGGACACUCUGAGUCAGGAGGUCGAGGUUUACAAUGGCACCAGACGGAAUCCGUCCAUCCCAGCCCCAACUGCGGAUGUGAGAGUUCAUAUUGUCUUCCCGAUGGGCAUCCUGAGCCGCGGAUUUGUCGAAGAACAGAAGGUGAAGCCGUCUCUCACGAAAUACCUCGAAGAGGCCGACAAGCCCCAAACUCCCGACAAAGUUGCCUCGAUUGCCAUCAAGCGACUGGAAAGAGGCCAUUAUGCGAUCACAACUACGAUGGUUGGCUCGAUCAUGAAAGCAACUUCGCUCGGGGCUAGUCCUAGAAACAAUCUCUUCAGAGACACGCUCAAUAGCUGGGUGAGCAAUCUGAUCUUCCUGCAUGUUAUCCCGGAUUUAAGGGACAAAGCUCAUCGAUGGGGCCGCGUUAACGGCGUCCCUAAAGAAAGGGAAGAGAAUGGAAUUACAUCCGUGGCGCCUGAUGUGCCCUGUUAA